AUGAAGGAAUUCGAAUACAAUGUCCUUGCAAGCCGAGUCAUUUUUGGCUCCGGCUCCGUCAAGAAGCUCCCAGCUGAGAUGGAACGUCUCCAUGUUUCUCGACCACUUCUCCUCUCUACGCCCGGGAAGAGCAACUUCACAAAUCAGCUGUCUGACAUCAUCCAAGCCGCCUCCAUUCCCAUGGCCGGCACUUUCCCCCACGCAAAAGCACACACGCCGACCUCUGUAACCGAAGAAGCAACCGCCUUUCUCGACUCAGUCGCCGCCGACUGCGUAGUCUCAAUUGGCGGCGGCUCAGUGAUCGGCCUGGGUAAAGCCGUCUCCAUUCGCACAGGAGUACCUCAUAUCAGCAUACCCACGACGUACUCAGGCUCGGAAAUGACGCCCAUCCUCGGCGAAACGCAUAAUGGCAACAAGACCACGCGAUCGGAUCCCAAAAUUCUACCCGCAGUCGUCAUAUACGACGCAGACUUUACAAUGACGCUGCCGCCCGCAAUCUGCAGUACUUCUGGAAUCAACGCGAUUGCCCAUGCCAUAGAGGCGCUCUAUGCAAAGAAUGCCAACCCCAUCACUUCCAUGCUUGCGCUUGAGGGCAUAAAGGCACUGGCAGAGGCGUUGCCGCAGAUUGUUCACAACCCAGGGUCCAAAGCUCCAAGAGAGGAGGCUCUCUACGGCGCUUGGCUUUGCGGUACUGUCCUGGGGAGCUCAUCUAUGGGACUUCAUCAUAAGCUCUGCCAUGUGCUCGGGGGGUCGUUUGCACUUUCCCAUGCAGAGACACACACCAUCGUGCUGCCGCAUGCGUUGUCUUAUAAUGCACCUGCCAUCCCCGAGCAGAUGGCCAAGUUGGCCUCUGUCUUUCCUGGAAGCAAUGGAGACGCUCUACACGGUCUGGAGCUGUUACUCCAAGAAUUGAGGGUGCCACGGGCACUGAAGGACUUGGGAAUGGAGGAGGGCGAUGUUGAUAAAGCGACCGAAAUUGCUACGGGUAAUCAAUACCCGAACCCGCGUCCAUUGGAGAAGGAGUGGAUUCACGAACUGCUUCGACGAGCUUGGGCUGGAGAAACUGCAAAGGCAGAUUUAUGCAAUAAAUGA
This is a messenger RNA of Metarhizium acridum CQMa 102, 1092 nucleotides long. RefSeq lists its product as uncharacterized. The record is from RefSeq and is a predicted model, not a curated record. Gene Ontology annotation, cellular component: mitochondrion. Gene Ontology annotation, molecular function: maleylacetate reductase activity; metal ion binding; alcohol dehydrogenase (NAD+) activity. Lineage: Eukaryota; Fungi; Ascomycota; Sordariomycetes; Hypocreales; Clavicipitaceae.